This is a messenger RNA of Phalaenopsis equestris, 711 nucleotides long. Its product is annotated as agamous-like MADS-box protein AGL65. Gene Ontology annotation, biological process: regulation of transcription by RNA polymerase II. Lineage: Eukaryota; Viridiplantae; Streptophyta; Magnoliopsida; Asparagales; Orchidaceae. The record is from RefSeq and is a predicted model, not a curated record. Gene Ontology annotation, molecular function: DNA-binding transcription factor activity, RNA polymerase II-specific; protein dimerization activity; RNA polymerase II cis-regulatory region sequence-specific DNA binding.
UUCCUUCUUUUCCCUCUUCUUUGAUAUUGCACAGUGAUCUCGCGGCUUCUUCAUUCAUUUUAUUUAUAGCAUCUUGCUUCCUUCUUCUCCCUCAUUUCUUCAACUCUUUAUCGCGGUGUAACUCGUCUCCAUGGUGGAGCUCUAGGACAUGCAUUUUUGCAUUUCCUAUCCUGAGCGAAUACCGUAUGCUUUGGAGGUUAUCACGAGAUGGGUAGGGCGAAGCUUCAAAUCAAAAAAUUGGAGAGCAACAGUGCAAGAAAUGCCACCUACACGAAAAGGAGAGCAGGAAUUCUUAAGAAGGCCAAGGAGCUGUCCAUCCUGUGCGACAUCGAGGUUUUGCUACUCAUGUUCUCGCCCAAUGGAAACCCCACCUUAUGCCUGGGAGAACAAAGCAAUCUCGUGCAAAUGAUUUCAAAAUUUUAUCAGUUAUCGCCACAAGGAAGGGAAAACAGCAAGUUGGAGAUCCUUGAAACACUGAGAAAGACAUUCAAGAAUUUGGAUCAUGAUGUAAAAAUUGAAGAUUUUAUUGGUUCAAGUGCUCGGACAGAAGAGGAGUUGACCAACCAUUUGCAGACAUUAAAAGCUCAGUUGGCUGAAUUGGAACUGAGAUUGAGUUAUUGGACUGAUCCUGGAAAAGUUCAAAGCAUAGACCAGAUCCAACGUAUGGAACACACUCUCAGGGCAUCUCUUAAUCAGAUUCAAAUACAGAAG